ACGUCAGCUACUUGACGACCAUUGGACGCCCCGGAAGGUCACCGCGUGAAGGAGGCGGCGGCGGCGGCGGCGGCAGGAGCGGGCGUAGUACCGGCACCGGCGGCGCUGCCAGCAGCGACCGGGGAGGAGUGAGGCAUCGCGGUCAGGGGCCGCGCGGUAACGCGGACUAACGGCCGCCGGAAGGGCCCCGGCCUGAAGCGGAGACCUCGGGCAGCGGACGAAAAGGAAGGAGCAGGGCCAUGGACGGCAGCGGAGGCAACAGCAACAGGAGCACGGGAGGCCUAGCGGGGUUUUUCGGCGGGAGCGGCGCCGGGAUGAGCUACUCGAACGCAGACCUGGCCGGAGUCCCCCUUACUGGUAUGAGUCCUCUGUCUCCGUAUUUAAAUGUGGAUCCCAGAUAUCUUAUACAGGACACAGAUGAAUUUAUUUUACCCACUGGAGCCAAUAAAACACGGGGCAGGUUUGAAUUGGCAUUUUUUACCAUUGGAGGAUGCUGUAUAACAGGAGCUGCAUUUGGAGCAGUGAAUGGUUUGAGGCUGGGAUUGAAGGAAACACGAAAGAUGGCCUGGUCCAAGCCAAGAAAUGUACAGAUUUUGAAUAUGGUAACCAGACAAGGGGCACUAUGGGCUAACACUUUGGGCUCUCUGGCUCUCCUCUAUAGUGCAUUUGGUGUUGUCAUAGAAAAGACACGAGGUGCUGAAGAUGACAUCAAUACAGUAGCAGCUGGAACCAUGACGGGAAUGUUGUAUAAAUGUACAGGUGGGCUUCGUGGAGUAGCAAGAGGUGGUCUCACAGGGUUAACCCUCACUACCCUGUAUGCAUUGUAUAACAACUGGGAGCACAUGAAAGGUUCCAUGACACAACAGUCACUUUAGAGCUUGUAUUGAGAAAGAACUGAAUGCAUAGAGGACACAUCAAAAAGUUCUCCAGGUUGAUUUGGAAAAUCGAUUUGGGGUAAUAAUUCUGAUCUACCUACAUUUAGUAUGAAAAAAAUAACAGGAUCUUUUGUACUGUCGUGAAGAUCACUGACACAGUUUACCAGGACUGGCACUUCUUCCAGCCAGUAGUGUUGGAGCCAAAAGCAUCUGAUGCCUCAUUAAGUGAGUAGCACAGUCAUCAUUUCUCUCCUUUGAGAACUUUCUGCUGCAUGUCCACUCUCCACUGCUCCCCUGAACUUUUGAAAUAAGGCUUUUUCCCAGAUUCAGGUCAUGUAAUUGUCAACACCAUACCACCAGGUUUAUUCAUUUAAUGAUUGAUUGUGAACUAUAAUACACUGCUUUAUUCCCAAUAAAGAGUGUUCCUAGAACCAAAAGCCAUAAUUAAGAUGCAUACCAUUUUUAAAGCGUCUGUCAUGAGCUAGGUUCAGUAAGUAGUUUAAGAAAAAAAAUAAAAUUAUAUUGGGGUUUUGUAGUUAAUGUUUCAUUGGUUCAUGUUGUGAUGUGUGGGACCAUUUAUCAAAAUAUCUUUCCUCCUAGGAGUUUCUUGAAGAGUAGUACUACAUUGCUCUUUUUGGAGUGAAUUUGUAUAAUCUUAAUUAGCAUUUGCAAAUGACUAAAUUCCUAUACCACAAGGUAAUACAGAUACACAAGACAGCUAUGAUGAUUAUGCUUUUAAUGGGGAUCAUCAGCAAUUGUAUAAAAUGCUUUGCUGCAAACAAUGUUUUACAGACUCAAUAGUAUAUUGUCAAGAGAAGAAUAAAUGGGUAACAGAGUAAAGUCUACAAAGUUUCUAAGAGCCUAAAAUGUGAAGUUACUUUAAAGCCUAAAAUGUGAAGUUACUUUAAAGGAUGUAGAAUCAGCUGCAAAUAGCUAUCAUUUGUUCUAAAUAAGGUUAAGUAGAGUCUGAGUAGGACUAUAAGAUUUGUAGAGCUACUGUUACAAAUUUAGACAUAAAAUAAAAUUAUUUUCAGUGGAAUGGUCCUGGAGAACUCUCUAGCAGCUCUAGAAGUCCCCUAACCCAGGCCAGAUACAAUUUCAAGCUUAAG
Messenger RNA from Sarcophilus harrisii (Tasmanian devil), 1984 nucleotides. RefSeq names its product translocase of inner mitochondrial membrane 23 homolog B (gene TIMM23). Gene Ontology annotation, molecular function: transmembrane protein transporter activity. The coding region runs from base 240 to 875 and encodes 211 amino acids. Gene Ontology annotation, biological process: protein import into mitochondrial matrix. The transcript is spliced from 7 exons. Lineage: Eukaryota; Metazoa; Chordata; Mammalia; Dasyuromorphia; Dasyuridae. The record is from RefSeq and is a predicted model, not a curated record. Gene Ontology annotation, cellular component: TIM23 mitochondrial import inner membrane translocase complex; mitochondrial inner membrane.